Periophthalmus magnuspinnatus is the source of this 663-nucleotide messenger RNA. Its product is annotated as perforin-1-like. The coding region runs from base 1 to 567 and encodes 188 amino acids. The transcript is spliced from 4 exons. The record is from RefSeq and is a predicted model, not a curated record. NCBI's taxonomy places the organism in Eukaryota, Metazoa, Chordata, Actinopteri, Gobiiformes, Gobiidae.
AUGUGCUGUGACAGUGGUGCAGCCGUGCAGUGCCUGCUGGAGUUCAACACCAGGGGAGCUCUACAGUGGCUGCCCCAAACAGGAGCCUCCUCUCUGCUGGACAGAACCGGGCUGAGGCAGGCUGUGAGGGAUGGCCGAAGCUUCAGUAAAGUGGUCAGUGCCAUGACUUACCAAGACAGCAGUGACUGGAAGGUGGGGCUGAAUUUGGAAGACUAUGGAGGCUUGGAGGUGGGAGGGACACGCUCUGAUGCAUACAACUUUUCAUCAACAAGAGCUAAAGAAGACAAUUUUACUUUUAGUAUCCACCGCUCCUCUUGUAGGCACUACAGAUACCGGGUGUCCAGUACUCCUCCUCUGAGCUCAGAGUUUCGAAAGGACGUGUCCCUGCUGCCCUCCUCAUACAACUCCUUCACCAAGGCCCAGUACAGACGCCUUAUCAGCACCUAUGGCACACACUACAUCCGACAGGUCACUACAUUUAUCCUGCCCAGAGGCGUGAUUGUGAACUGCUCUCUACUGAAACAUUUAAGCACAAUGUGGCACUUAUUCUCUCAUAUUUCCUGUUAAUAGUUGUAGGGUUGUUAGGGGUAUAAUUGAAAUCUUCAAGUCAAAGUGAAAGACUCACAAAGGCAACGCAACUUCUGCUUUAACUUCCAAUUUCUU